AUGGCAAAAUUCAUCUUCACCACCGGCUGCUCCGCCGGCGGUAUCGGCCCCGCCCUCGCCCGCGAGUUCCACUCCCGCGAGUUCCACUCCCGCGGUCACCACGUCAUGGCCUCGGGCCGCACCGCCUCCGAGAUCGACCCGGCCCUGUCCCCGCUCGGCAUCACCACCCUCGUCCUCGUCAACAAUGCUGGUGUUAUUCAUGUUAUGCCCUUUGCUGAUGAACCGGUUGCAGAGGUUAGACGGUUGUUUGAUGUUAAUGUUUUUGCUAUAUGGGCUGUCACACAAGCUUUUCUUCCGCUGCUUCUUGAAGCUAAAGGUUUGGUGGUUAACAUUGGGAGCAUCAACGCUGGACUAUGUCCCCCUCUUUUUGGGGCAUACAACGCCAGCAAGGCAGCCGUCGAAGCGCUCAGUCGCACCAUGAGGAGAGAGCUAGCACCUCUAGGCGUACCCGUCGUUACAGUCAAAACAGGCAGUGUCCGAAGUGCACGAUUCGACCACGCAGAGGGCAUCACAAUUCCAGACGAGAGCAUCUACGCGCCGCUGAGAGAAUGGGUUGCUCGACGGGGAUAUCUUAGGGGAGCGAGGUUUGUCAAGUUGGAUGACUAUGCGAGGGAUGUGGUGGGUGAUUUACUACGAGAGGAUGUUGCGCCUGUUAUCUGGAGAGGUGGGUUGGCGUUGUUGGGAUGGGUCAUGAGUUGGUUUGGAUGGGAGACCAUGAUGGAUUAG
This is a messenger RNA of Fusarium falciforme, 726 nucleotides long. RefSeq lists its product as hypothetical. Gene Ontology annotation, biological process: phosphatidic acid biosynthetic process; triglyceride catabolic process. Gene Ontology annotation, molecular function: acylglycerone-phosphate reductase (NADP+) activity; triacylglycerol lipase activity. NCBI's taxonomy places the organism in Eukaryota, Fungi, Ascomycota, Sordariomycetes, Hypocreales, Nectriaceae. The record is from RefSeq and is a predicted model, not a curated record. The transcript is spliced from 2 exons. Gene Ontology annotation, cellular component: lipid droplet; endoplasmic reticulum. The coding region runs from base 1 to 726 and encodes 241 amino acids.